UAAACAUAUGUUCAUUGUUCAAUGUUCAAGCUUUUCACUCUGCUCACUGUGUUGUAACUCGGAUAAGUCGGAUUCCUCCUAGUUAUUUAUUAUUUUUUUUAUUGGUCUCGUGUAUAAUUGCUAAUAAUUACUGUUUACCUUUGCAAAAUGUGAAAAAUUAAAUAUAUUUCCUACCGAAUUCUACACGACUCAGUUUAGGGCCGAGAUUUUACUGUACAAUAUACUGGAUAACUGGAGCCCGUCAAAUUGUUGUUUGAUUAGAGUUUAACAAUCAGAUAGGGUCUUGCUAAUAAAUGUUGAAGUAAUUGUACGACCGAUUCCAAUAUUAGACAUAUCUUGUAUUACAAAAAUAUUAAUUUCCAUCAAAAAUGAGUCGACAUCCAGAAAAUCAUAUCAUGGAUAUUCCUCCUCCUGUAUAUACAAAUGUGGCAAAUAAUACUCAAAUAGGAGAAUCAGAAAAUGGAAAUGUUAAUACUUCUCAGCAAAAUCCAGUUCAUUCACCGACAUCACCACAGCAUUAUGAUGUUCAGCCUCCUAGAUUAGACUUUUCUGCUCCUCCCCCAUAUGAAGACUGCAACCCAGAUUUUGUAAAGCUACCAACUUAUGAAGAAGUGCAAAUGGAAAAGCGAUUAGAAGGAGAAACAUCUCCAAGAUUACCUGGAAGAGUUAUUGGAGGACCUCCUAGCAUCGGACCUUUACCACAAGAUAUACCAGCGCAAACAUUGACUGUUCUCACGAUUGACGCUGCACCUAAUCCGUGUGAAAUGGACACUAAUUUAUUAGGCACAGACUACAUGUUUUUGACUGCAUUUUUGGUGGCUUUGCUAUUCAAUUGGGUGGGUUUUUUGGUGUUAAUGUGUUUGUGCCAAACUGUAGCAGCUCGUUAUGGAGCACUUGCUGGAUUUGGAUUAUCAUUAGCAAAAUGGACGAUGAUAGUUAAACGAAAUACUGAGAUGUCUGAUUUAUCACCAGAAAGUCGUUCAAAUACGUGGCUUUGGUGGUUAGUUAUGGCAUUUGGAUUUUUAAUUUGUAUUCGUGCUGUGAUACAAUACAUGAAUAUCAAACGUGGUUGGAGAUUGCUUAGUGUCCCUGCACAAGAACGAGUGUUAUAUUUUUAUUAAAUUUUUGAUCUGCUGGUAAAGUAAAGUAUAUGCAAUAUUUAUUUAAGUAUUUAAAUUUAUUUUUGUUCAUGUUUUAUUUUAUUUUUGAAGUCAUAAGAAUAUUAUUAAAAAAAAAAAUAAUUACUUAACAUAAAUUGCAAGUAUUUAACCUUUGACAACACACGCAGACACCAAUUUAAUUGCAAAAAUGUUAAAAUUAGCUUGAGUACCAAAUACAAAAGUAUAUAAAAUUCUCCAAAUCUUUUGUGUAUUAAAAUAACAAAAGAAGGCACAAAAAUAAUGCAAAUUAGCACAAUGGAAGUAGAACUUCAUGUAAGAAGUGAAAAGACAAUUAAGUUUUAUGAUGACAAAGAAGUUAAAAAUGGUUUAAGACUGUUAAAAAUCCAAUAAGCUGGUUGAAAAUAGUUUAUUUUGAAGAGAUAAUAUGACAACAAUAGAAUAUAUAUUAUAAAUCAUUAAACAUUCCGAUGUACAAAUGUGGUGAAAUAUUCCCGCAGAAAUUAAAUCAAGACAUAUUCUUGUUUUGCUUACCUACUCGUGUAUAUAUUAAACACCACAACAUUUACUUAAUAUAAAUAUUUCAGUAACCACUAAAUGUAUUAAAUAAGACAAGGCCCUGUUGAUAUAAACCAGGAGAAGGGGGGUAAAGUCAAAGGUCAGUCUGAUUAUUUUUUUAAAUUAAAAUUAACUAAAAUCGUGGGGAAGCAUGCUUUCCCCCUCCACUACUGCAGGUGCUCUUGAAACAAAAUAAGAAUAUUAUUGAGUGGUACACUAAAAUAUAUAUAUUCUAAAUAUAAGAAUUGAACUAUUUUAAUGAAGUUAUACAUUUUUUUAAUUUUUAGAUUUAUGAUCACUGAUUAUAUAAAUUAUAAACAAUUAAAUAUAAUAUUAUAAUAUAAUAUUUUUAUCUGAAGUGUGUUAUCA
This is a messenger RNA of Metopolophium dirhodum (rose-grain aphid), 2045 nucleotides long. It is a transcript of the gene Ndfip, whose product is annotated as NEDD4 family-interacting protein 1. The transcript is spliced from 6 exons. Gene Ontology annotation, biological process: ubiquitin-dependent protein catabolic process; vacuolar transport; positive regulation of protein ubiquitination. The record is from RefSeq and is a predicted model, not a curated record. Gene Ontology annotation, molecular function: WW domain binding. Bases 369 to 1121 code for a protein of 250 amino acids. NCBI's taxonomy places the organism in Eukaryota, Metazoa, Arthropoda, Insecta, Hemiptera, Aphididae. Gene Ontology annotation, cellular component: endoplasmic reticulum; perinuclear region of cytoplasm; Golgi apparatus.